Messenger RNA from Racocetra persica, 137 nucleotides. The record is from the annotation of a GenBank genome assembly. Lineage: Eukaryota; Fungi; Glomeromycota; Glomeromycetes; Diversisporales; Gigasporaceae.
GCACAAGUCAUUGGUUUUACCUUAUUGAUGCGCCAUGAUUAUAUCAUACGUCACGAGACAGCUCAAAUCUUCAUCUAUAAGGAACGAAUUAAGACAGUAUUUGAUAAUCUUGCGGCUCAGCUCAAGAAAAAUAAUUG